Amoebophrya sp. A120 is the source of this 7978-nucleotide messenger RNA. The record is from the annotation of a GenBank genome assembly. NCBI's taxonomy places the organism in Eukaryota, Dinophyceae, Syndiniales, Amoebophryaceae.
UGAUAAAAGACGCUGAUGGAAGCUGAUUGGUUUUUUGAAAGUUGAGCGCAAAAUUAUGUUGUGGGGAGGUGUUUUUUUCAGACAAUAAUUUUGCGGAAAACGAUCAAGAUGAGGAUGGAAAUGCAGGGCCUGCUUCGAGGUCGUCGUGGACCUGCUCCGUCUUCCGCUUCUUCACGACUUUUCCGGAGACUGAUUCUCGUAGCCGCAUCACAGCAAGAACUCUUGUUCUUCCACCUCCUUUUUCAUGAUCAUCACCGGUGUUGUACUCUUGUCGCCGCCGUCGAUACACAACAGCUACAGCAAUCCGACCGGAAGAUAGUACACAGACACAGUACUAAAGAUCACGUGGACCACGACGACGAACAAGAUCCAGAAGCAGUUCUGGUGCAGCCGGGCGGAACCACCACAGUCCGGCCAGUGGAUGCAGAAGGAAAUAAAGCUCAACAUGGCAACAAGGAAGCAUCAAAAGACCUGUCGCUUUCGGCCGCGGCGGACUAUUCUUCCGACGAGAGUGCAGCAGGCGGGAACAGUGCAAGCCCGAGUCACAGCGAGGAUGAAUUGCAUCACCACCUCCAGCCUUCACAUUUUGAACUCACGAACACGGGCGAACAAGCCGCCUCUGCAGCAGAAAUGUCUAGCAUGUCAUCCCCAACGACAAAAACCGCGGCGUCUUCCUUCCUCGACUUGAACGCACGGAAAAAGGAGCGGAAGAACCGGAAGAAAUUCAUGGCGCAGCGGGAGGGUGCGGAGACGGCCUUCUUGUUUCAGUACGUGUUGGACUUUACCGGGGCAGUGCAGGAGACUCUGAACAACAUCGAUUUAUUGACUGAUUUCCUGCCGCAUGAGGUUGACCAUGAGGGGCAGGGACAGCUGCACACGGAGCCCAGGAGUACAACCAUAGUCGGAACAGCAAACAAGAACACCGCAGGGGAACAGAUAAGCGGAUCCUUCGUGGAGGAACAAGCGCUGCGACGCGGGACCACUUCCCGGAAAAGUUUGACCACUACGAAGACCAUAUCAAAUGCAAAAAUGUCUGGGUCUGGGAAGUUGUGAUGCUGGGUGGCGUCUCAUGAUGAGGCUACAAAUGCUGGCUCAGCAUGACAAGUUUCUGAGCUCCUAGGUGUUGCCUAUUCUGCAUGACAAACUGCGCUUCUGCAUCACAGAAACAAAAGCGGAGCUCUUGGGUAACGUGCAUGACAGAUUUAAGAGUCAUGCCAGACAAGCAUGACAAACAUGAAUUCUUCCAGACCCAGACACUUUUACAGUUGAUAGACCACGAGCAACGAUCCCGAUGCGGAUCCGGAGCAAGCCACGGGGAAGAAGAAAAAGAAGAUCGCACUCUGGGUGUGGAUCACGAUUGCCGCUGUUGGAGUCGUAUGCUCUGCAAAAGUAUCGUGCUUACUAGUUGUACAAAUCGCAAUACAAGUUGGCUCAGCAUUACAAAUUGAAUUUGUAAUGCGGAUUUACCUCAACAACGUAGAUUUCUAAUGCGGAUUUACGAUUACAACUACGAGUGCGAUACUUUUGCACAGGACAAGUUGCGCUGCUGGUCGGUGGGUUUUUCAUCAUCUACUGCUGCUGUUGCUGGGGAACGCCGGAAGAAGUGACUGAUGCGGUGGCUAAUACUAAUCUUCCAUCUCCUACUGGCGCCACUUCUGGAGGUGGUGCAGCAGCAUCUUCCCGUCCUAGCGCUGCUCGUGCUACUGCUGCUGGUUCUAGCACAAGUACUGGUGGUCGUACUGCCACAACGGCGACUGCGGCUUCGGCCGGGGACGAGGAAGUUACGUCGACCGAGUGCUGUUCUUGCUGUCCGUGCUGGGGCAGAAGCAAGGAACUGACAGAGGAUAUCAAAAUGAAAAAUCCCCCCUCCCCAUAUCAAAAGGCAAAUCUGUGAUGCUGUAUUUGCGUACGCAAAUCAGUCUUGUCUUGCAGUAGCGCACUGCAGGCAGAUACAAAGCCCGGAAAGGAGCGGCCUGCGGUAGGCACUUAGCAUGGCAGACGUCUGCCCCAUUGGCGCAGCAGCAUUACAAAUCGCCUGCGAAAUGCGGCGGAAGCUCUGGCUUUGCUCUUUUGCAACACAGACUCGAUUUGUGGCCACAAAUCAGCAUCGCAAAUUUUGAAAAGUACGCUUUUUCGAUAUGGGGAGGGGGGAUUUUUCCUCAUAAUAAAGGAAGAACAAAAACUCCUCGCAAACGGCGAUGGACGACAGAAGGGGGGCAUGGAAAAACUCAGCAAGUUCCGGAAAGCGGCGACAGCGAUCAAACAGGAGAAAAAAAACGCGUUGAAGCACGGAAAGCAGGCAGACGGCACCACGCCAGUUGUGAAAAAGAAGGAAUACGUGACGAACGAAGAGCCACCGCCUUCCCCCCUCGAUCACGGAAAAGCUUCCUCGAGAACCCCGAGCGCCUCGCCCCGUGGUCGCGCAGCGAAGAACCAAGCACCGGUACCCGGAGCCGGCACCCGCUACACGUACAAUCCGGCUGCGGACAAGAAUAAACAGGCCGCGUUUAUGGAGGGAACUUUCGGGGGGGAAGCAUCCUCCGCCUUCGCGUCGUCCGUCGUGGACGUCAUGAAUACCGCCGUGCUAUCCAAGACAAAAACGUUGUUAGUAGUGUAAAUUUGUGAUGCGCAACAUUCAAGCUGAUUGCGUCUGUCAUGCUUGGCAUGCGUCGUCGGGUUCAUUCAAGGGCGUUUUCACGUAGUAUCUGCGCAUCAUGACAGGUUUUUGCUGUCAUGCGAGAUGAGAUAUUUGUCAUGCUAAUCCUCCAACAAGAAAGUUACACCUACGUACAAUUUUUUUUUUCUUGGACACGUGCCCCGAAACCAGGACGAGAAGACGAAGUUUUUCAAGUACGCGCAGCAGCACGCGUAUGCAGAGAGAACAUUUAACUUACCGUGCACGACGUGUACGAAUACUGGCACUUCUCCUGCAUGAGGACGAAACUCCCACGAGCUGCUGAAACUGAAACUUAUUCAGCAUGACGACGAUUAUUUCUGAUUAUGACAAGUGCAAGUCUCAUGUGUAGUCGCUCGUGCUGCAGGUUGGGCAAAAAUUUGUCAAGCAAAAGCAAUUCGUACACGACGAGCGGGAGCGGUAGGUUAUUUGUAUUGCAUAGCGCGUAUGCAACCUUGAAGAAAGCGGGGUUCCGGGAACCCUACCUGCGCAGGCUUUCCACGGCGGUGGAGAGUACAGCCUACCUAUCCACAGUAAAUUUCCCGUACACGUAAAGAGCACUCGUUGAUUUCCGCAAGACAAAGCUUGCCUUGGAUCACUAUUCAGCAUGACAAGUACAACUGGCGCAUCAGUGUAAGAAAUAGGCCAAAUUUGUCAUGCAUUUCGUACAUGUGUCAGUGUGUGUCUCGGAAAUUAUUUGUAUUCCAUACUACAGCAAGCGGGACUACGUGCCGGAGUACGUAUCAAAUGCAAAAAUGUCUGGGUCUGCAAGGUUGCAACUUGUGAUGCUGUCUCCGGAUUCGGAAAAAAUCUGUAUUGCAUGACCAGCAAGAGGAGUCCGGUUUGGUCUACACGGAGAGGGCAUGUCUCAUGCAGUAGAGGCAUCACAAAGUCCUCCAAAAAUCUGUGAUGCUAGGGCAUGCAUCACAAACAUCGUGGGUCAUUCCAAAUAUGCAUGACAAACUUGGCAAUCUUCUACCAGACCCAGACGCUUUUGCAUUUGAUAGUACGAUCUUGAUGCCCAUACCCUGACGGUUUACCGGGACCUCGGUCUUGGACAGGGCAACGCAACUGUCGGCAUGGUGCGCGAUUACUGCAUUGAGCAGUGGGUGAAGAAACUCAAACCGAAGAAGAAGGCCGUGGCAAAGCCGAGCCCACGACCGCAACAACUUAUCCUGUGCAAAAGUAUCGUACUCGUAUUGCAAUCAUGCAUUACAAAUCCUUUUCUUAAGGUAAAUCAGCAUUGCAGAUUUUAUUUCUCACGCUGAGGAAACUUGUAAUGCAUUUAUACGAGUACGAUACUUUUGCAAUGCAUACAACUGUCUCCGCACGCAUCCUUCGGCGGGGGAGCAGUGCAUGAUCUUCAUAGGUGAGGAAGAUCGCAUCGAUGCGAAUUUCGAUAAAUUAAAAAAGACGAUACUCAUACUGAACAUGAUGAUCGGUAAGAAAAUGAAUUUGAGGCAGAGAAACGAGUAGAGAUGAAGUAAAUUUACUAUCUUCUUCAUCACAGCAACGAAAAGCAAAUUCCAAUGAAUCGCAAUCGCCUGUGCGAUACUAGUACCAAUUUUGUUGUGCAAUUCAGUUUGAAAAUUUGACUUGAAAUUUAUGCGUUGGUUUCGUUUUGACUCAGUUAACAAGUGCAAGAUGACUUACUAGACAAUUGGCCACGUUUAGGCACUGGAGAAUGUUGUAUCUAUUUGUUUUUGUACCAUUUUGGCUCAAGUGCCUUCGUUGCAAUAAACUACGCAAUGUUGACUCGUAAGUGCUGUAUCGGAUUAUAAGUACGGCUCAAGUGCAGUAGAAAGUAGGUAGAGCCUCAGCGCCCCGUGCGUCAUCUGUGUGCGCAUUCCAUCCAGAAAUAUGGUCCCUGUCGGCGAUUUCCCUCUCCACAGCGCCGGCAGUACUUCGUCUUCUUUUGACGGGCUCUCAACAUCUUGUUCUCUGGAUGGGUUCACAUCUUCUCUUCCACGGCCACGAUCGCACAGGGUGGGAGAACGAAAGUUAGCAGGUCACGUCUAGCCUAAGCACAAGCAAACUAGACCACGACCGAAAAACGAAAAAGCGGAAAACGGGAGCGCGGAAGCUGGAGAAUGAGGAAAAGAUAUACAUCUGGACCAGGAGCUGCUGAGAUGUCGAUAGAUCCUGAUAUUGAUUUUCUCAGAUAGAGAUUCCAGAUCUAUCCCUGUCUUUUCUCGAUUCAAGGUACAGAUCCAUACAUAUUAGAAUUCCCCACGCUCCAGUGCAGCCGCGUAUUGGAAGAAUCUCAGAUCUUUUUGCGCCGCUAAAGUUCGUGUCUUGCAUUCGUAGACGCCAACUUUGUAGAACGAGACGAAGGUCCGGCCAGAGCCAUCCGAGAGAAGGUGUUAGCAUGACAAAUAUGCUACCACCUUGAAGCGCCUGAUCGUGACAAAGACGGGAGGUGAGCUCUGCCUCAAGCUGCUCCAGGGCGGAGGCAGCGCAGUGUCUACAGAGUUAAGGGACAAGCACCUAACACAUAUGGUGCCCAAUAUGACCCUAAACUUGCCCAAGCCCCGGACCGUCCCAGAGUAGACAGCCGCACCACAGAGGGUAAGCUUGUGAGCAGACGGAGCGCACCCGGCCGCGGCUCGAAGAGAAGAAGCUGCAACAGUGUACCUCAGUGCCCGCAACUCGAAGAGUGGUAGUUGCAACAUGGCGCGUCUGGUACAAGGAACAGGAGCGAAUGCUGGCCGAGUAGGUGUUUCUCCUGAGAGCGGUGCCUCCCUGCUCGUUUCCUCCGGGUGGUCUGCGACAUCAUGUUCCACCUGAGUAGCAGUGUGUAUAGCUAAAAAACAGGUGUGAAGGAUCCUCCUCCUCCUCUAUUUGUUUUUGUACCAUAUUGAAUUCAGUACAACAGAACCAGAACGAAGGUGAGGCGGACUUUGUCAAGAAGGACGAGCACACGCUUUUUUAUCGUGCACUAGUUCGAGUUUCAUGUUUGUUGUGAUCGGUCCUGUUUUGAUUUUGAAAAGUCUGGUAUUGGUGCAGGAGAACCCGAAAGGGAAAACCACGUGUACAAUCCAGCAAUUUCGUAGUACUCAUUCGUAUUUGUUGCCCGAGUCGUGUCUGUGAAGAAAGCAGAAUGGGCCAGAAAUUAUAGACGUCGUUGUGCUAGCUGGGGUCGUUCUCGUGCUGCUAACAAUGCAAUUCGACGUAUACUAUAGUAGUAAGGUCGUGUCGGUGUCGCUCGUCUCUUGCAGAUUCGUGAUUGUGAGUAGUUGCAGGUGUCUACCAUUGAUCUUUCCUAGAGCUGCACUACUAGUAGGUACCUAGUAGAAGGCUCUCGUCGUCGUCUUUCUUGCAACGAUGACGUCGAUGUGAUGUCGUUGUUUUAUUUCCUUUCACAAGAAUUUGGAAGACAGGCCGAGCACUGGCUGUUUUUUCAAAGUUAAGAUUUCAUAUUGCUUUCGACCAAAGAAAGAACGGAGCUCGUCUUCAAAAAAUACAAUGACAAUCAUGAAGUCCCCAACAGGAGCACUUCUUCUACCCCUACCAGCCACGCUGCUGCUGCUCAUCAGCCACCUCGAGCACACCGCGCUUUCCAUCUCCGUUGUGAACCAGCAGUCUGACCGGAAAGUUGAGAAAAAGAAAAAGCUAACGCUGGUAGGUCCCAACGUCGCUCAGAAUAAAGCCGCACAGGGGAAAACAUCUUCCUCUAGUACUCCUUCCAGUGGUGCCGAUGUUGUCCAAGAUGAAAAAGCUGCAGAUCAUGGCCAUGCCCCCACCGGAGCAGGCGCUUUUCUGCAUCUCAAUCAGAAGAACACGGAAAGUAGUAAGAGCAGCCAAACAUCAGCAGCUGCUGCAGCCGCAGCCAGCAAAGCCAAGGCUGUCGCACAGCAGGAGAAACAGAAACAUCAAGAAUCUCCGACCAGCAAAAACCGCGGAGGUACACGCGACAAAAUCAAAAAGCAACAACACGCGAAGAAUGAUGACAAAUCGAGAUCCGCUGAAAAUAACAAACGAAACCAAGACGAGACCGGGACCUGGUGCUUGCUUUUGGUGCUAGUGCUCGCGAUCGUUUUUGCUGCGGUGGGUGGUGUUAUUUAUUCGACCAUGAAAAAGGAGCGCGAUGCAGAGGCCGCGAUGCCAUUCACGGUCCAUCGGGAUGCAAAAGGAAUGAUGCCCUCGAUUCCGACGUCAGGGCGCAGAAAACUGCUGAACAAUCGGGCGAAACCGGAACCGUCUGAGGCGGGUCCCGAAUCCGAAGCCUCCCCGGACGCGGGAACAACGAGUGAAACGAGUAGUAAAUCAAAAUCCUCGUCGCAAACUCCGAAAGAAGAUGGCGGUACUGGUCAUCACCGGGGUCAUCAUCACCGCGACAAAACAAGCAAGGGUGAAGCUGUUCACGUCCCGGGGGUGAUUGUGACGCGCGAGUGGUACGAACGAAUCGUCCCGGACUCGCAAGAUCACUCCGCCUUUGCUGGCUACGCGAAAGACCACGCCUACGAGACGCUGAAAAACAUGGGCUUCAAGGAACCCUUCCUCGGCAAACUGGCACUGUACGUACAGUCGAACCGAACGCACGGAUAUUCCCAGAAAAAAAACCCUUUCCGAUCCAUUUUUUGCAUGACAAACACUGGACUUUGUGCAUGUUUUGCGUGACAAGGUAGAUGGGGAUGGAUUUUUUUCUGUGGAUAACGGAAAGAAGGACUACGUCCCCGACUACAACCACCACGACAACUCGGAGGCGCCGGGCCUGUUCAAAAAGAUGGGCAUGAAAACCAACCCGACGGUGGGGCAAGUACGGGCGUGGUGCUGCGCCGAAUGGUGGAGCGCAGAGACCAAGAGGCAAAAAGAACAGAAGAAGGAGAAGAAGGACAAGCUUGUGGAGGCGCAGCAAGAAUUAUCCCCGGAAAAAAAACGAGAAAAAGAAAAAAAGGAACAAGAAAAGAAGGACGAGAAAAACAAGGCAAAGGAGGAGAUCAGAGAGAAGAUCAAACAAGAAAAAAAUCGGACUUAAGUAGCAUCCAUGACUACUUGUCGUCAGCAAUGUUGUUCUUCCUUUACCGCAGUUUAUGCUGUGGCGAAAGGAAACCGAAACAGUAGUUGUGAAUGUUGUUAUUGACCACGUUAUUCAAAAUGAAAAUCAAAAGAGCAUCGCCACAACAGAAAUCUUCGCAGCUGUACAAUAAUUUAAUUGGGGUGAUGUCUCUACUGGUGUGCAUUGUUGCAGUUUAUAAAUGUUGUUGAAAGCUGCAGCUUCUUCUUAUCGACAGUAUCCACUCUGAUUAAGCAUUCAUUCGGACCUAGAUUUGAUUGUACAGAAAGAAGAUAUCCUCGCAAGCG